This is a messenger RNA of Ctenopharyngodon idella (grass carp), 2725 nucleotides long. RefSeq names its product epoxide hydrolase 2, cytoplasmic (gene ephx2). Gene Ontology annotation, biological process: cholesterol homeostasis; phospholipid dephosphorylation. The record is from RefSeq and is a predicted model, not a curated record. Gene Ontology annotation, molecular function: magnesium ion binding; lipid phosphatase activity. Bases 203 to 1876 code for a protein of 557 amino acids. Lineage: Eukaryota; Metazoa; Chordata; Actinopteri; Cypriniformes; Xenocyprididae. Gene Ontology annotation, cellular component: peroxisome. The transcript is spliced from 20 exons.
AUAGUAUGACUGAAAUAUUCGUAAGUAUUUAUGCCCAGAGCCGGACUGUGUUUAUGAACUGCGGCAGUAUCAGUCCUCACAGCAGUAGUUUUAGAAUUUGCCACCGGUACUGAGAUUACUGUGGGUUCGCGAUCUCUUUCAGAGUCUGCAGUGUAUCAGAGGUUUGUUAGUUUUGAAUAAAAGGAAAUAAAACUAGUUUCCAAUGAAGAAGGCAGUGUUGUUUAGUUUGUGGGGUGGUGUUGUUACUCCUCAUCUUGCCCAAACCUUUCAGAAGUUUGAGGAAACCACUGGAAUUUCAAGGGGUUUCAUAAAGAAUGUGAUUGCAAAUCUUGGCAGUGAGAAUGCUUUAUAUCGCUCAGAGAAAGGGAAAAUCACCCUAACUCAGAUGAUUUCUGAGUUUGAAGCCGAGUGUCAGAAGGUAGCAGCCGAUCAGGGUCUGUCUUUACCUGCCCUAUUCUCAGCUCAGAAGCUUUUCAAUGUUUUUGGUCAGGUAGAAUUCAACAAGCCAGUUCUUGAUGCUGCUGCCAUUCUUCGGCGUCACGGCAUUGCUACGUGCGUCCUGGCCAAUGUCUGGGUGGAUGACACCCCUCAGAGAGAUGGCAUCGCUCGGAUUCUCUCUGUUUUGGAAAGCCGCUUUGACCUGGUUUUGCGAUCCUGCCAUGCUGGUGUCAGAAUCCCUGAGCCUGACAUCUUCAACAAUGCCCUUGAGAAACUUGCUGUUAAACCUCAAGAAGCAGUAUGGCUGGAUGUGGAUGAAGAAAGUGUCAAGGCAGCUGAAGUUUUGGGAAUAACGGCUGUUCAAGUCAAGGACAUCACUGAGGCUCUUAAGGAAAUCCAGAAGCUUACAGGAAUAGAGGUCACCAGUGACCUCCAGCCACCCAUUUGUGAUCCUGAAAAUGUCUCUCAUGGAUAUGUGACUAUUAAGCCUGGUGUGAAGACCCACUAUGUGGACAUGGGAGAUGGACCACCUGUUCUCCUGUGCCAUGGCUUCCCUGAGAGUUGGUUUUCCUGGAGGUAUCAGAUUCCGGCUCUAGCCGAUGCUGGUUUCAGGGUUCUGGCUCUGGAUAUGAAGGGUUACGGUGACUCCACUGCACCACCAGACAUUGAGGAGUACUCUCAGGAACAGAUCAUGCUGGAUUUGGUGACAUUUUUGGAUAAGAUGGGCAUCCCUCAGGUCACUCUGGUGGGCCAUGACUGGGGCGGUUCUCUGGUGUGGAACAUGGCUCAGUAUCAUCCUGAGAGAGUGAGGGCUGUGGCGUCUCUCAACACACCCCUUUUUCCUGUGGAUCCAAAAACAAAUCCAAUGGAGAAACUCAAAGCCAUGCCAAUCUUUGAUUACCAGAUAUAUUUUCAGAAGCCUGGUGUUGCAGAGGCUGAAAUGGAGAAAAACCUUGAGCGAACCUUCAAACUGAUGUUCUAUGCAAGUACUGAGAUUGAUGGAUUUCCUAAGUUAAACACUGCUGGAGUCUGCCAGAGAGGUGGAUUGUUUGUGGGGUCGCCUGAUGAUCCGCCCCGCAGUGCUAUUCUGAGCGAGUCAGCUCUCCAGUACUACGUUCAGCAGUACACCAAGAGCGGCUUCAGGGGUCCUCUGAACUGGUACCGUAACGGGGAGAAGAACUGGCAUUGGAUGAGUUCCAGGCCAAGGGGCAAGAUCAUGAUGCCAGCUUUAAUGGUGACCGCAGGAAAGGACCCUGUUCUUCUGCCAGUCUUUGCCACAGGCAUGGAGAAGCUGGUCCUCAACCUCACCAGAGGCCACAUUGAGGAGUGCGGACACUGGACUCAGAUGGAGAGGCCUGCAGAGCUCAAUAAGAUCCUCAUCUCCUGGCUGAAGGAAACACACCAGAAAGCCUCUAUCCCUGUUCAUCCCAAGUUAUGAGACGAUGGUCUUGAUUUAACUAUGCACGGAUGAAUGAACCGGCUCAGCUGAAGUGGCGCAAAUGUCCAGGCUUGCUGAUUGCAUUAUAAUUGCCCAUUGUCAUUUCAGUGAAUUUCAGUAGUCCUCUGCUUUACAUAUGAAGUCUUUUGUAAUAUGCUGCAAUAAUGAAGAUGUAAAACAAAAACAAAAAAACAAACAAAAAAAAGAAUCAGUAAUGCUUUUUACAAAAAUCAUCAAAAGUAUUAUGUUUGCUACAAACAUUGAUAUUGGUGACUGAUAUCGACCAGGCCAAUUACUGUAAUUGGCCAUUUUUUGAUUAGCAACAUCAGCAAUAUAAUUUAAUAAUUGAAUCUAACAGAACUGUGCUGGUUGGCUGUUUAACAGAAGUGGUCAUUUCUGUGUAGUGUCAGUUCUAGAAACUAAUUUCAGUGAUAUCACACUUUUUGCAGAUUAAAUUUUUUUUUUUAUGUGUGUACCUUGCGUGAAAUAGAGUGGUGCAGGUUUGACGUCAGAACCCGGAAGACUAAUUCACCAAUGGUUCUAUGGGGUUUUGAUAAUGGGCUUUUUCAAUUUAUGAGUAAAAUAAAUCCUGUGGUAAAAAUAACUUGACUAUACUUUGACGUUUUGUUCUACAACCUAAAUUACAUGCACCUAUAGUGAAAAUUUGAAUUUUGAAGCAGUUAUGUUCAUUUUAGAAAAUGUAAGUUUUUUAAUAAGUAACUAGAUAAGACCGCUUGUGGUGUGAGUAUGUGCAGUGUAUGCUGUAGAACAAGCAGACUAAAACUCUUAGUCAAUAAUAGUCUGAUUUCCACCUUUCAGUUAUGAAUAAACCUGAACUCUUAAAACGUC